AUGUAUGUCACAAGCGAAGAUCAGUGCUGGAAGCUUACGUCUAGCACUUGUGAACUGGUGCCAGAGUUGCAGUGCAACCACGAAGAAGCAGAUACGCGCAUCAUUCUCCAUGCACAACAUGCUAGUGGCAAGUGUGUUGUUCAUUGUGACGACACUGAUGUUCUCAUUAUUCUUCUCGCUCACUCCCAAUCUCUUGGUGAGUGUUACAUCAAGAAAGGAAAAGGUUCACAGUCCAGGAUAAUCGAUUUGUCUCUGAUUGUCGAUUAUUUAAGUAACCAGUUAUUUGACUGCAUUAGCAAAGAGAACUAUCUCAAAGCUCUGAUUGGUGUACACGCUCUGACUGGUUGCGAUACGGUUUCCGCAUUCUGUGGAAAAGGAAAAUGGAAAGCAAUUCAGCUUCUUCAGAAAAAGAAAGAAUACCUCCAUGUUAUGGCGCGUCUCGGAGAAACAUGGGAUUUGUCUGAAGAAGUCUUCCGAGCAACAGAAGCUUUUGUGUGUAAUCUUUAUGGACAUCAAGUUGACAGUGUAGAUCUGCUACGAUAUAAACUUUACUGCGUUAAAGGUGGCAAAGUAGAACCUGAGGCUCUACCUCCAUGCCAAUCAUCCCUGCGCCUUCAUGUUGAACGAUCCAACUACCAAGCAGCUAUCUGGAGAUGUGCUUUGUCUCCCUGUCCAGACAUACCAUCUCCACAUGAACACGGCUGGAACGUAGACAAUGACGUUAUUAACUUCGUAUGGCUAGGUUCAAAACCCGCUCCAGAAGAAGUAUUAGAACUAUUGUCGUGUUCAUGCAAGCGGGCAUGCUCUCUCCAGUCCUGCUGCUGUCUAAAAUCUGGACUGAAGUGCACAGAUAUGUGUUCUCUGCAGUGCGACAACAUGGCUGUUAUAGAUGAAAACAUAACUCCAGACGAAAGUGAUGAUGAAGAUGGAGACUGA
Molecule: messenger RNA, 936 nt
Organism: Paramuricea clavata
Lineage: Eukaryota; Metazoa; Cnidaria; Anthozoa; Malacalcyonacea; Plexauridae
Source: the annotation of a GenBank genome assembly